Messenger RNA from Glycine soja, 2971 nucleotides. Its product is annotated as pentatricopeptide repeat-containing protein At1g10270-like. The transcript is spliced from 2 exons. Gene Ontology annotation, cellular component: chloroplast. Bases 107 to 2704 code for a protein of 865 amino acids. Gene Ontology annotation, molecular function: protein binding. The record is from RefSeq and is a predicted model, not a curated record. NCBI's taxonomy places the organism in Eukaryota, Viridiplantae, Streptophyta, Magnoliopsida, Fabales, Fabaceae.
AUGAAAAAGGGUUAAGUAGGGUUUAAUAUCGCAUUGGCGUGGAAGCAGAGCAGGGAGGCCAUUAUCCAUUCUCACAACAAAGUCUUUGGUUCAGCAGAAGACCAAGAUGUCAGUUUACCGCCUGCUCCUACGUCGCGUGGCCGCCGCCCGCCCCAUGUUUUCUCUGACCCAAACCCGUUCUUACGCCUUCUCCUCCGCCGAAGAAGCCGCGGCCGAGCGGCGUCGACGGAAGCGUCGUCUGCGCAUCGAGCCUCCCCUUAACGCGAUUCGUCCUCCUCCGCAGCAGGGCCCUCCGCGCGACCCGAACGCCCCUCGCCUCCCUGACUCGACCUCGGCGUUGGUGGGCCCUCGGCUGAGCCUCCACAAUCGCGUCCAGUCCCUGAUCCGCGCUGGCGACCUGGACGCGGCGUCCGCCAUCGCCCGUCACUCUGUGUUCUCGGCGACACGGCCGACCGUGUUCACCUGCAACGCCAUCAUCGCCGCCAUGUACCGUUCUGGGCGGUACGAGGAGGCCAUUGGUCUCUUCCAGUUCUUCUUCAAGCAGUCGAACAUCGUCCCCAACAUCGUGUCCUACAACAACGUGAUCAACACCCACUGCGACGAGGGCCGCGUGGACGUGGCCCUGGAAGUGUACCGCCACGUCCUCGCCAACGCCCCCUUCAGCCCCUCCCCCGUCACCUAUCGCCAUCUCACCAAGGGUUUGAUCCAAUCCUCUCGCAUUUCAGAAGCCCUUGACCUCUUGCGCGAGAUGCUCACUAAGGGCCACGGCGCUGACUCUCUCGUUUACAACAAUCUCAUUUCCGGCUUCCUCCAUUUGGACAAUUUCGACAAGGCCAUCGAACUCUUCGAGGAGCUUAAGGAGCGUUGCCUCGUCUAUGACGGCGUUGUCAAUGCCACUUUCAUGGAAUGGUUCUUCGGCAAGGGCAGGGAUAAGGAGGCCAUGGACUCCUACAGGUCCUUGCUGGACCGCCAGUUUAGGAUGACCCCUGCUACCUGCAAUGUCCUUUUGGAGGUCUUGCUCAAGCAUUCCAAGUCUAACGAGGCCUGGUCUCUUUUUCAUCUCAUGUUGGACAAUCACACCCCUCCCAAUUUCCAGGCUGUUAACUCUGACACCUUCAACAUUAUGGUCAAUCACUGCUUCAAGCUUGGAAACUUUGAGGAUGCCCUUGCUACUUUUAAGAAGUUUGGAACUAAGCCUAAUUCUAAGCCCUUUGCCAUGGAUGUUGCCGGCUACAACAAUAUCAUUGCUAGGUUUUCUGAGAAUGGGAUGCUUUCCCAUGCCGAGACCUUGUUUGAAGAACUCUGCUCUAAAUCUUUGAGCCCCGAUGUUCCCACUCACAGGACCUUGAUUGAAGCCUACUUGAGAAUGAACAGGAUCGAUGAUGCUCUCAGGAUCUUCAACAGAAUGGUCGACACUGGUCUCAGGGUGGUUGCUACCUUCGGUAACACCGUUUUCCAUGAAUUGAUUAAGAAUGGUAAAGCCCUUGACUGUGCUCAAAUUUUGAGUAAAAUGGGAGAAAAGGAUCCCAAACCUGACCCCACUUGUUAUGAGGUUGUAAUCAAGGGACUCUGUGCUGAUGGCUUGUUGGACAAAAGCCUAGAGCUGCUGGAUGAGGUUAUGAGGUAUGGUGUUGGGCUCACGUCUUCCUUGCGGGAAUUUGUGACUGAGGUUUUCAAGAAAGCUGGGAGGAGUGACGAGAUUGAGAGGCUGCUAGAUAUGAACAGAUUUGCAUACACUCCUCGUCCUUCCCCACCAAGACCUGCUUACCGUCCACCACCACCACCACCGGUCAGGUUCCCCUCCCAAAUGGCAGGGGCAGCACAUAACCCACCUUCUGGGUUUCAAACACAAAUGGCAGCACAGUGGCAUCCAACACCUCCUCCUCAAAUGACAGGAGCACAUUAUCCACCUUCUCAAAUGGCUGGAGCAGCACAUAACCCACCUUCUGGUUUUCAAACACAAAUGGCUGCACAGCAGCCUCCAACACCUCCUCCUCCUCAAAUGACAGGAGCACAUUAUCCACCUUCUCAAAUGGCUGGAGCAGCACAUAACCCACCUUCUGGGUUUCAAACACAAAUGGCAGCACAGCAGCGUCCAACACCUCCUCCUCCUCAAAUGACAGGAGCACAUUAUCCACCUUCUCAAAUGGCUGGAGCAGCACAUAACACACCUUCUGGUGCUCCACAUCAGGUGUUGGGGCAUCAACGCCCGCCACUGCCUUCUCAAAUGACAGGAAUGCAUCAACCUUCAUGGGGAUUAUCUCCUCCAAUGACUGGGCCUCAUCCUGGAUCGUCACCUCAUAUGACAGGACAGUCAUACCACCCUAAUACAUCUGAACAUCCUCCUCACAUGAGCAGGGUAGCCCCGCAAAUGACAGAGCAGCAUUAUACACCAUCUGGAUCUUCACCUCAAAUGGCAGGACACGGACAUCAGCCUUAUGGAACACCACAUGGGCCCCAACAAAUGGAAGAACGAUGGUAUCCAUCGUCAGGGUUGUCUCCUCCAAUGUCAGGGUCCUCUAUUCCUUGGAAUGGAGCAUCAGCUAAAAUGUCACCACCAUAUCAUAGAUCUGCAGCACCAUCUUCUCAGGUGACUGGACCAUAUCACCCAUCAUCAUCAUCAUCAUCCCCUCCUCACUUUGAGGAAUCUCAUCAACAGCAAUCAGAAGUCCCUGAACAGUUGGGAAACGCAAAACCAUUUUGAUAUAAAGAAAAUGGGGCAGUUUUCAACUUCAGACAUGCAAGCCCAAUAGAGGAAAGCUGGAUAGAAAGAUGAAAUAGUUACUUACAUUGGGUUUCAGACUAUGGGGGAGAUAUUAUAAAAUUUAUAUUAACCAUCAAACUUCAAUUAGUAUUUCCAUGACAGCACAUGUACUAUGUGAUUCAUUUUUGUACUUGUGGGUCUGUAGUAUGCACGAAAUUGGUAUUACAUUUUUUUUUACCAAUUUUAUAUAUUGAUUUUAUUGGAGGA